This is a messenger RNA of Ananas comosus (pineapple), 669 nucleotides long. RefSeq names its product cytochrome P450 711A1-like. The transcript has 2 exons. NCBI's taxonomy places the organism in Eukaryota, Viridiplantae, Streptophyta, Magnoliopsida, Poales, Bromeliaceae. Bases 118 to 654 code for a protein of 178 amino acids. Gene Ontology annotation, molecular function: heme binding; iron ion binding; monooxygenase activity. The record is from RefSeq and is a predicted model, not a curated record.
GAGAGGAGAGAGCACAUUGUUUGUUCUAGAAAAGAGAGAUCCCUCUAUAAAUACGUAGCCCAGAAACUGUGGAACAAACACAUCUCUUAGCUCUCUCUUUCUCUUUAAAGUCUGAACAUGGAUUUGUUGAGAGGUUGGUUGAGUGGAUGGGAGAAUACCGAGAUGAACCUUGUGAGAGGUUGUGCUCCUCCCCUGCUGAGCUCAGUAAUCUUGUUGGUUGCUUUUCUAGUGUACUUCUAUCUACCUUACUGGAGGGUGAGAGCCGUUCCAGGACCUCCCGCCACAUUUCUCGUCGGACACCUCCCCGCGCUCGCCAAGUACGGUCCAGAUAUUCUGCGCGUCUUCGCUAAGGAGUACGGCCCAAUAUUUAGGUUCCACAUGGGGAGGCAACCGUUGGUAAUCGUGGCGGAUGCGGAGCUGUGCAAGGAGGUGGGUAUCAAGAAGUUCAAGGAUAUCAAGAACAGGAGCAGCCCCCCUCCCACCGUUGGAUCUCCUCUCCACCAAGAUGCGCUCUUUCUAACAAGGUACUCUUUACAAAAUACUUCAAAUAAAUUAUUAAAUAUAUAUUUUUUAAAAAAUUCUAAUGCUGCUUGUGCACCUACUACUUUGUAUGUAUGUUACAUCCCAGUUGAUAAAUCCGUUUUAGGUUUAUAAUGCGAAAAAAAAUAA